Callithrix jacchus (white-tufted-ear marmoset) is the source of this 2571-nucleotide messenger RNA. Lineage: Eukaryota; Metazoa; Chordata; Mammalia; Primates; Cebidae. The record is from RefSeq and is a predicted model, not a curated record.
AUGCCGACGCUGCAAGGAGGCAAAAGGAUCCCGCCACAGCCAUGGGCGCCAUCGGACGGCCACACGCUUCUCCCUACCUGCCUCUUCCAACUGCAGUGUCCCUCCAGCGCCCCCUAUGGAGAAAGGUGGGCAAAAACCAAGCAGAUGCAGGGACAACCAGACCAUACGUGGAAGGAGCGUCUGAGUCUGGCAAAGAGACGACGUGCACCCCUUUGUAGAAUUUCACCAAACCUGACCAAGAGAAAGCUCAACUUCAGAGCCUUUCUGCCUUCAUUGCCAGAGGUAGCUACACUUUGCCAGUCUCUCUCACCAAUUCAGUUCCUGGAACUCUGUGGUGGAGAAACUGUGCAGAAGGGCAUCAGUCUAUUUCCUGACCUGGGGGACGACCUCGGGGCGAACGACGAGCUGAUCCCCUUCCAGGACGAGGGGGGCGAGGAGCAGGAGCCGAGCAGCGACAGUGCCUCGGCGCAGCGGGACCUAGACGUGGUCAAGUCGUCCCUGGUCAACGAGUCGGAGAACCAGAGCAGCAGCUCGGACUCGGAGGUGGAGAGGCGCCCGCAGCCCGCCCGGGACACUUUCCAGAAGCCGUGGGACUAUUUCGCCCAAGUGAGAAGGCCCCAGGACGGCGCGUUCUUUAAAGGACCCCCCUACCCUGGGUACCCCUUCCUGAUGAUCCUGGACCUGAGUAGCCCGUACCUCUCCAACGGACCCCUGUCUCCCGGAGGAGCGCGCACCUGCCUGCAGAUGAAAUGGCCCCUCUUCGAUGUCCCCUCCAGUGCCACAGUCAAGGACACGAGGUGACCGUGUCCAGCACACUUGUCUAAUAAAGUUCCUGUCGUUCAGCACCCACAUCACAUGCCUCCGCUGACUCCCCUCAUUACCUACAGCACUUCUCCCCCCGGCUCCCCGCCCACUCACCUCUCCCCAGAGAUCGAUCCAAAGACAGGAAUCCCCCGGCCUCCUCACCCAUCCGAGCUGUCACCGUAUUACCCGCUGUCUCCUGGAGUUGUCGGACAAAUCCCCCACCCCCUCGGCUGGCUCGUCCCACAGCAAGGCCAGCCCAUGUACUCUCAUCCUCCCGGUGGCUUCUGGCACCCUUACCCCACCCUCGCCAUGAAUGCGUCGAUGUCCAGCCUGGUCUCCAGCUGGUUCUCACCUCACAUGGUGGCUCCUGCCCGCCCUGGCCUGCCCACCUCAGGGAUCCCCCACCCCGCCAUUGUCUCCCCCAUUGACAAGCAGGAACAGGCACCCCCCAGCCUGAGCCCUGCGGUGAGUGCAGAAUCACCAGUCACCAUGAAAAAGGAGGAGGAAAAGACCCACGUGAAGAAGCCUCUGAAUGCCUUCAUGUUGUAUAUGAAGGAGAUGAGGGCCAAGGUGGUGGCUGAGUGCACCCUGGAGGAAAGUGCAGCCAUUAACCAGAUCCUGGGAAGAAAGUGGCAGAACCUGUCUCAAGAACAUGCCAAGUACUAUGAGCUGGCACGGAAGGAGUGGCAGCUUCACUCGCAGCUCUACCCGACCCGGUCAGCCCGGGACAACCACGGUAAGAAAAAGAAGAGGAAGAGAGAAAAGCAGCUGUCCCAGACACAGUCACAGCAGCAAGUCCAGGAGGCAGAGGGUGCUCUGGCCUCCAAGAGCAAGAAGCCAUGUGUUCGGUUCUUGCCCCCUGAGAAGCCCUGUGACAGUCCUGCCUCCUCCCACGGCAGUGUGCUGGACUCUCCUGCCACCCCCUCUGGAGCUUUGGCCUCACCAGCUGCCCCUGCUGCCACCCAUUCGGAGCAAGCCCAGCCCCUCUCCCUCACCACCAAGCCAGAAACACCAGGCUCUGUCAGAGGGUGGAAGCCGCUGCUUAAGCUGCCAGUCCCAGCGCGCUGGCGGCUUCCCGGGGGCGCAGGCGGCCGGGCAGGGGGUGCCGCGCGCUCCCCUCGAGGUUCGCGGCGCGCAGUUUCGGGCGUCCUUCUGCAGCUGCGGCCGCCGCUCAGCCCUCUCCCUUCAAUUCUAUCAGCUUUUGCUUCCCGUGUUUUGAGGCGCGCUCAAGAAGAAACAUCAGAGAAACCCAAAUUGAGGGGCAUUCUACAAAACCGAUGGUUCUUUAAAAAGGUCAGUGUCACGAAAGACAAAGACAGAGUGAAGAACUGUUCGGAGUGGAGGAGACUGAGGAGUCAUGUGACUACCGUCAAGGCACAGGGUCCACUUCAGCAGCAGCCUCCAGAGUGCUGGAUGCUGCCCCCUCCACAGCAGCUGGAGCCCCCUCCACAGCAGCUGGAGCCCCCUGAGGGCUGGCUGCAGCAGUCAGAGCUCUGGGGUCUGUGGCGGUGGGACCUGGAGCGUCUGUGGUGGCUCAGGCAGCAGCCACCUCCCCCAGAACUGCAGCAGCCCCCAGAGCUGACACUGCAGCAGGAAGACACUGGAGGGCACUUAGGGAAACACUUUGGGGGGCACUUAGGAGCGGGGCACUUGGGAGGGCACUUAGGGGUGCUCUUGGGAGGGGGCUGGCACUGUCGCUGGCUCUGCUGGCAGGACAUCUCAGGGGCGGGUGUUCAGGAGCUAGGGGAGAGUCAGACAGUGAGUUAG